Penicillium salamii is the source of this 1206-nucleotide messenger RNA. The record is from the annotation of a GenBank genome assembly. Lineage: Eukaryota; Fungi; Ascomycota; Eurotiomycetes; Eurotiales; Aspergillaceae.
AUGUCACCGGGGUAUUUUCUUAUCUCGCGCUUGGCGCUGAUCCAGUGUUUUCCUUGCAUGGGGGAUGUCGGAAUAAUGGCGAAAUCUGGGUCACUAUUAAAGAAGACCAAGCCUGCCAGGUCGGAUCUAUCAGCUUGUUCCACUCCGCCAACAGUUCUUCCAAGGUUGAUUAGAUCGGUGGAUUUGUCUAUAAAUUCGCCUUCGGAACUUUAUAUAUCCACAUAUAUCAUCAUGCACAAUCAACCUCCCUCCCCUUCGGACACGAUAGCGCCGAUCAAGACUAUUACAUAUGACACCCCUGACAGCCCUCAAAUUAAUCCAAAUGAUUUGACGGCAGCCAAUUUCCGCCUGGAGACAACAAACGAUGAGACGAAAUAUACCCCUGGACUGUGGUCCUCUGGUGGUAGCACUGCAGUUUCCCUUUCCGGAAAUCAAACGCAGGAUGAGAACUCGAUGCCGGCAACCCUCUCACGCCACUUCCGAGCCAAUAUAGAUACCACACAUACGGAUAUCAUUCUAGUAGUAUGUGGCUUUGUUGGAGGAUUGGUCGACGGUUUAUCAUUUAAUGCAUGGGGAAGUUUCUCCAGUAUGCAAACAGGAAAUACUGUCUUUCUAGCCCUCGGUGUCUCCGGUCAACCUGCCUACCCCGCAUAUCUGUGGGCCAAAUCCUUGAUUGCCAUCACCGUCUUCAUCGUCAGCAACAUCUUCUUCAUACAUAUGCAUCGAUUCCUCAACCCACGACGCCGCUCAACAAUGAUUAUAUCAUUUGGCAUUCAGACAAUUGCCAUUCUUAUCGCCGCCAUACUUGUUCAACUCGGCGUUAUUCUCCCAAAGCCGGAGGACCCUCGUGCCCCGAUAGAGUGGAUGCAGAUUUUACCAAUCUCCCUUCUAUCGUUCCAAGCCGGUGGCCAGAUCUGUGCAUCCAGAAUCCUUGGGUUUGAUGAGAUUCCCACGGUUGUUGUCACUACACUCCUAUGUGACCUGCUCGUCGACCCAAAGUUGACUGCCAAGGGUAACCCAAGGCGAAACCGUCGGAUAGGUGCAUUCCUUGCCUUGUUCUUUGGUGCUAUGACAGCUGGUGGACUUUCCAAGGCUACCGGUAUGGCAUCCAGUCUUUGGUUUGCCAUGGGGCUGAAGCUCACAAUCACUUUGGGGUGGUUUGUCUGGAAACGCGAGGGUAGGAGAAAGAGCGAUGUUGAUGUGUGA